Messenger RNA from Tripterygium wilfordii, 1574 nucleotides. RefSeq lists its product as uncharacterized. Bases 92 to 1201 code for a protein of 369 amino acids. The transcript has 6 exons. NCBI's taxonomy places the organism in Eukaryota, Viridiplantae, Streptophyta, Magnoliopsida, Celastrales, Celastraceae. The record is from RefSeq and is a predicted model, not a curated record. Gene Ontology annotation, cellular component: nucleus.
AGACAGAGACGAAAGGGGGAGGCAGAGAGAGAGAGCAGUGGUGAGAGAGAGAGAGACGAGAGAGCCGUUUUUUCAGUUAAGUAUAGUUUAUAUGAGAAGAGAGGAGCCUCUAAUGGUGUCGGACCAGGAGAUAGCGAAAGGGGUUGAGACGGUGCUUCGACAGUCAGACCCGAAUGUGGUGACGUCCGUAGACGGUGUAGUUCAGCAGCUGGAAGCGAAGCUAGGGUUAGACCUCUCCGACAAGACGGGCUUGAUUAGGGACCAGAUCAACCUACUCCUCCGAGCACACCCAACGACACCACAGCAACGACCACCACCACCACCACCACAACCCCAACAGCUACCUCAGAAGGGCCAUUUUGCCCUCCAACACCCCCAGCAAUUCCUUCAACUCCCUCAACAUUCACAACAGUUCCCUUCCCAUUUUGUCCUUCACCCCCAAACUCAGCACCUUGGCUUUCCUCAGGACCUCAACUUCCGCCAGCAUCCCGUGCCUUCCCCGCCCCAACCCCAACUGCAACCACAACCGCCGGUCAGAAAAGCUGAGGCCUUUCCUCAAAAUGUGGCUGCUACUUCUCUUGCCACCGAAGUACCUAAAGAAAGUGCUCAACUUGGAGCCAAAAGAAGGGGUGGUCCAGGGGGUCUAAACAAAGUAUGUGGUGUUUCACCUGAACUUCAGGUUGUUGUUGGCCAGCCAGCCCUGCCAAGGACAGAGAUAGUGAAACAGCUAUGGGCAUAUAUAAGAAAACACAAUCUCCAAGAUCCAAGCAACAAGAGAAAGAUAAUUUGUGAUGAUGCUCUGCGUUUGGUGUUCGAGACAGACUGUACUGACAUGUUCAAGAUGAACAAACUGCUGGCAAAACAUAUCAUCACACUUGAACCUUCAAAGCUGUCUGGCCAAGCUAAACGAUCAAAGGUAGAUGUUGAGUCGGCAGCUGAAAGUACAGAACCUUCUGCAUCUCCUGUUAUUAUAUCUGAAGCACUUGCCAAGUUUUUGGGCUCUGGAGGAAGGGAGAUGCUACAGCCAGAGGUAUCAAGACUUGUUUGGGAGUACAUAAAGGUUAACCAUUUGGAGGACCCAUUGAACUCGAUGGUGAUACUCUGUGAUGAAAAACUUCGGGAGCUUCUUGGAUGUGAAAGCAUUUCUGCUGUGGGGAUUAAUGAAAUGUUGGCACGCCAUCACUUGUUCAAGCGAUCAUAACUGGUACUUGGGGCCCUCGCCAUGGGGUCAAUGCCGAUGGUAAAAAGAUACUGAAGAACCCUCUGUCUAUCUUUUGCUUUUUGGUUCUUUGUGAAUUGACUUUGUUGGAUGGCAUGCUGAUUGACAAUGCUUGGUUAUUAUAAUCAGAAUGAAUAUGUACACCAGGGUCUGUGGCAAGGAUUAUAUUGUAGUUAGCCAUUACCCUGGAUUUAGGUUUUCUCUAACUUUUAUUGUGACUUAGCGGUCCAAUGUCUAACCUGAUAGUGGGCUCAGGCUGGAAGAAACUCAAUGGAAAUGUAAAAUUCAUCUUAUGUAGGAAUAGUAUGCAACUUUGUCCAUGCCUUUGCUGCUGGUUUAACUGUGAGUUGCCUUA